CCCUCAAACUUACAUUUGGAGAUGAUCGCUUUCAGCAGGUUAGUUGUUCUCUCCCGGGCAGGAUAGGUAAGCGCUGAAUUUAACUGGAGGUUUGGCUGUAAUAACUCGCAUUUUACAGACUGAGUGUCAUUACAAUGACUUUUAUUGACAAAGGCUGGAGUUCUUAUCAGUAAAGUAUGUUCAGCUGGCCGAUGAACAUUUGACAGACGUGUAGGAGAACCUGUGCACUCCAUUCAGUCAAUUGCUGUGGAGUAACAUUUCUGGGACAUGAUCUGAACAGUAAAGACCGGAUUCAUUCACUGGAUGUUUUCUGUCUGGAAAACUGUCAAGACUGCUGAGAGCAUACGGGAAACAGCGAUGGACAGGCGGAUGAUCUGCAAUGGCCUCCACUAAUGGCUUCAAGAAGGAAUUAAUAUCAUUCUUUCACACCGGUGACCCGCGCUUGCCGCAACUUUGUCAAAACACGUUCAAGCGCCCCUGCAACACAAUCAGACAAAAAGAAACAAAUUAGUGAAAUUAGAGCGGCCUAAGGAAGCUGAGUCAAAACUGGCACAGAUGCCAGUCUUUUUUCCCCUUUAAAGUUCAGUGUUACCACAGAGGCGGUCUGCCUCAUCAUCCUCUGCCUGCUUAUUAUCUAUCAGACUCCAUUUAAUGAGGCAUCAGAAGAAAGGCGCAACCAUGUACUUACUGCUAGUGUUUGUACUACAGGCCCUGUGGGUGAGUUGGUGUCAUGCCACACAGCAUUACCCGGCCUCAUGGGGGCACUAUGAUGUUUGUAAGUCCCAGGUUUAUGCAGAAGACCGCCUGGCCUGGCACUACAUGGCCUGCCAGCCUGAGGCCACUGAUAUGACCAAAUACCUGACUGUGUCUCUGGCCCCACCCAACAUUACCUGCGGAGACCCACCUGAGAUGUACUGUGCCCUGGAAAACCCAUAUAUGUGUAAUAACGAAUGCGACGCUGAUACCGAAGAGCUGGCCCACCCGCCCGAGCUCAUGUUUGACUCUGAAGGACGAAACCCAACCACGUUCUGGCAGUCGACCUCCUGGAAGAAAUACCCCAAGCCGCUUCAGGUCAACAUCACGCUGUCCUGGAACAAAACAAUAGAACUCACCGAUGACAUUGUCCUCACCUUUGAGUCUGGCCGACCCGAGCAGUUGGUCUUGGAGAAGUCCCUGGAUUACGGUCGUACAUGGCAGCCGUAUCAGUUUUACGCAUCUGACUGUUUGGAUGCCUUUACUAUGGAGCCAAAAGCAGUACAUCAGCUGAACCCAAGCACGAUGCUAGAGAUCAUCUGCACAGAGGCCUAUUCAACGGGCUACGUGUGGAAGUACGAUAAGACCGUGCGCUUCGAGAUCAAAGACCGCUUCGCCCUUCUUGCCGGCCCGAGACUGCACAACAUGGCUUCUCUGUAUGGGCAACUGGACACCACCAAGAACCUAAGGGAUUUCUUCACCCUCACUGACCUUCGAAUAAGACUUCUACGGCCUGCCACCGGAGCCACAAUGGUGGACGAGAACAACCUUUCUAGAUACUUCUAUGCCAUCUCAGACAUUAAAGUGCAGGGCAGGUGCAAGUGCAAUCUGCAUGCCAACAGCUGUGUUUUUGACAAAGGGAAGCUGGGGUGCGAGUGCGAGCACAACACUACGGGGCCGGAUUGCGCACGCUGCAAGAGACACUACCAGGGCCGAGCCUGGAGCAUGGGCUCCUAUCUGCCCAUCCCCAAGGGUACUGCCAAUAUCUGUAUCCUGAAUAAUCUUGGCACCUCUGUUCGACCGAAUGCUUCUUCUCUUGGAGCAGCAAACCGAAAUCAAGCUCGAGUUUGUGACAACGUGCUCCUGCGCUGUCAGAAUGGUGGCGUGUGUCACCACCACCAGCGCUGCCAGUGUCUGGCCGGUUUCGGAGGCAUACUGUGUGAGAAGGCCCAGUGCCAGGGUGACUCUUGUGAGGAUCUGCAAUCCAGCCAGCCGUCCCUCCGCCCCCCGCCCACGGCCCAGACUCUCCCGCUGGCUCUUCUAUCUCUCAUCCCCUCCCUGCUGGCCACCCGGGGCCUUACAUCACUCUAAGGGGAACGCUUUCGCCCCAAAGACAUUCUCCACGGGGGCUCCAAUCAUGACUUCCUGUUAGAGGACACACGACGACUGAAAAUAAAUGCUGGUGGG
Sinocyclocheilus rhinocerous is the source of this 2160-nucleotide messenger RNA. Its product is annotated as netrin-G1-like. The transcript is spliced from 7 exons. The record is from RefSeq and is a predicted model, not a curated record. Gene Ontology annotation, biological process: animal organ morphogenesis; axonogenesis; tissue development. NCBI's taxonomy places the organism in Eukaryota, Metazoa, Chordata, Actinopteri, Cypriniformes, Cyprinidae. The coding region runs from base 652 to 2064 and encodes 470 amino acids.